Fimicolochytrium jonesii is the source of this 351-nucleotide messenger RNA. RefSeq lists its product as uncharacterized. The transcript is spliced from 3 exons. The coding region runs from base 1 to 351 and encodes 116 amino acids. Lineage: Eukaryota; Fungi; Chytridiomycota; Chytridiomycetes; Spizellomycetales; Powellomycetaceae. The record is from RefSeq and is a predicted model, not a curated record.
AUGCGUCUCUCAGUAUCUUUCCUUGCGACCUUCUUCGCCUUCCUGGCGCUUUGCGCUUUCGCCCAGGCGGCCACACCAAACCAGUACAAGUUCACCGGCACCAAGACUGCGUCUGAUAUCAAGCGCUAUAUCGUAUCUUUCAAAGAGACUGCCACAACGACUAGCCUGGAUGACCUUACCACCAAGGUGAAGGAGUUGGGAGGCGAUAUCAUCAACCGAUUCAGCGUCAUUCCCGCCAUUGUUGUUGACCUCCCCGCCAAGCUCGCCACCGCCUUGGCCGCUAUACCCGGAGUAGACUCGGUGGAAGAGGACCAGCCAGUAAAUGCGAUGCCCGGAAAGAAGAGGAUGUGA